Messenger RNA from Hemicordylus capensis (graceful crag lizard), 1152 nucleotides. Its product is annotated as embryonic pepsinogen-like. The coding region runs from base 1 to 1152 and encodes 383 amino acids. Gene Ontology annotation, biological process: proteolysis. Lineage: Eukaryota; Metazoa; Chordata; Lepidosauria; Squamata; Cordylidae. The transcript is spliced from 9 exons. Gene Ontology annotation, molecular function: aspartic-type endopeptidase activity. The record is from RefSeq and is a predicted model, not a curated record.
AUGAAGCACCUUGCAGUUCUCUUCACCAUUGUUGCACUCUCUGAGUGUCUCGUUAAGAUUCCAUUGGAGAGAGGGAAGAAACUGAGAGAGCAUCUCCGAGAGAAAAAUCUGCUGGAAAACUUUCUACAGCGCUAUAAUUAUGACAUUGGUACAAAAUAUCAACCAGCUUUUACUAAAGCCACCCUGAUAGCUAAUGAGCCACUUCUGAACUUCUUAGAUACAGAAUACUAUGGAACAAUCGACAUCGGAACCCCACCGCAGAACUUCACUGUUGUGUUUGACACUGGAUCAUCUAAUCUCUGGGUACCCUCUGUCCACUGCAUUAGCACAGCAUGUCAAGGCCAUAACAGGUUUAGCCCAUCUCAGUCUUCCACCUUCAGAAGGACACAACGGACAGUAUCCAUUCAGUAUGGCACAGGAAGCAUGACAGGGAUCUUGGGAUACGACACGGUGCUGGUCUCCGGUCUUACCAGUACCAAUCAGAUAUUUGGCUUAAGCACAAGCGAGCCUGGCAGCGUCUUUGCCAAUGCUAAAUUUGAUGGGAUCCUGGGCUUAGCCUAUCCGUCGAUUGCUUCUGGCGGAGCAACUCCUGUCUUUGACAACUUGAUGAACUUGGGCCUAGUGCAGCAAGAUUUGUUUUCUGUUUAUCUCAGCCGAGAAAAAACUGGGAGUGUGCUCACUUUGGGUGCCAUUGAUGAUUCUCACUAUACUGGUUCCAUUAAUUGGAUACCUGUCACAAAACAAGGUUACUGGCAGAUUGCAGUGGAUGGCAUUCUAGUGAAUGGCCAGGCGAUUGCCUGCAGUGGUGGCUGUCCAGCUAUUGUUGACACAGGCACCUCCCUUUUGGCCGGCCCAGAAGCUGAAAUAAGUAGCCUGCAAAAAGCUAUUGGAGCUACUCCAGGCCUGAAUGGCGAGUAUGACGUCAGCUGCAGUAACCUCCCCAAUAUGCCGGAUGUUGUUUUUGUGAUCAAUGGAAUCCAUUAUCCUCUGACCCCAUCUGCCUACACUGAUCAGGUACAUAAUGGAUCUUGCAUCAGUGGUUUCCAAAACUUACCUGGAGACCUCUGGAUCCUAGGAGAUGUGUUCAUAAGAGAAUACUUCAGUGUUUUUGACAGAGGACACGACCGUGUUGGCCUGGCAAAGGCAGUUUAG